Haliotis rufescens (red abalone) is the source of this 2161-nucleotide messenger RNA. Its product is annotated as multiple epidermal growth factor-like domains protein 10. Lineage: Eukaryota; Metazoa; Mollusca; Gastropoda; Lepetellida; Haliotidae. The record is from RefSeq and is a predicted model, not a curated record. The transcript is spliced from 10 exons. Bases 17 to 1519 code for a protein of 500 amino acids. Gene Ontology annotation, molecular function: scavenger receptor activity.
UUCCUGGUUGAUAAACAUGGCGGGCGUGAGGAUUGUCGCGUCAUUUUGCCUGAUGCAACUGAUAUGCGGUUCCUGUCUCCCGGGACGGUUCGGAGAUUCUUGCAGGUUCUCAUGUCACUGUGGAACAUCCUGUGAUGUCACAACGGGCGUUUGUGGAGCAGACUGUGACAUUGGCUGGUCUGGAGGACGGGGAAGCAACUGUCAAAAACAAAAUGUUGCCUACCAGCGACCAGCCUCAUCCCCAAUUGCUCCUUUUGAUCCUGGAUGGACUCCCGACAAAGCUGUGGAUGGUGACCGAAGGCAGAAUGUGGCUACCAACUCAUGCUUCCACCCGGCCAUUCCACCCAGUCCACCCAGUCAGUGGACAGUGGACCUGGGUCGGGUGUACAGACUAUACGAUGUCAGGAUCUAUAACAGGAAGGCAUUCGUAAGGAGGAUUCGCGGUGCCAUCAUCAACCUGCACAACACUAGCUCAGCUACCGGCGUCACCUGCUACACCUUCCCCUCCGACACCCAAGAGGCUGACGGUGUCUAUAACGUCACGUGUGACGGUCACGGGAGGUACCUGACAAUCAGUCACGAUAACCAGACACUCAAUCUGUGUGAAGUGGAGGUGUACGUGUGUAGCCAUGGCACAUAUGGAACAAACUGUAACCAUUUGUGUGGUGGGUGUUCACAUGACACGUGUGACCCUCUCACCGGCGUGUGUCCUGGCGGCUGUGGACCAGAGUGGCAAGGGCUGCAGUGUACAGAAUGUCGUGAAAAAGGACGGUAUGGUAUUCGCUGCGAUCAGUUCUGCAACUCCCGCAACUGCAUUACAACGUCAUCCUCCUGUGACGUCAAUGGGGCUUGUGCAGAUGGGUGCCGGGACGGCUGGAUGAACACGGACUGUCGACAACCAUGUCCAGGCAGUACGUACGGGACAAACUGUAGCAAGUUCUGCAAUUCCCGCCAUUGUCGGACUCCAUCUUCUUCCUGUGAUCACGUGACUGGUGCCUGCGAUGGAGGUGUGUGUGAAGAUGGAUGGCUUGGAACUGACUGUCAAGAAACCUGUAAGGCCGGGACAUACUGGCCUGACUGUUCUCGGUGUGGACAUUGUGACGUCACGUGUGACGUAAUGGACGGCCACUGUCCAGGGAGGUGUCUGGAUGGCUUCACUGGUGCCCGAUGUCACGUGGAUACAAGAACACAGACAAUGUCCACGGUGACGACUGCUGUUCCUGUGAGGACUUCCUCGCAAGUGAUGUGGAGUGUGAUUGGUGGAGCUGUUGGAAUCGUUGUAACGCUGCUUUUGAUUGGUGCUCUCGUGAUGUGUCUCUUGCGAACUGGGAGGUUGUCAUGGAGAUCGGCUGACGUAAACCAGCCUGUGAAGAUGAGUGACGUCAUAGACAGAGACACAUCAACUGAAGAGAGUCCGCAGGCUGGCAGUGAGGCUGGUGUGACCGACAACGUCUAUUCAGGUUUAGAUGACGUCACCAAGGCUGACAAUAAAGCAUAUGAUAACAUUCAGUAUAAGUGACAAUAACGGCCAGGAAACGGAAAUAUAUAACGAUGUUUUCAAAAAGCUGUCAAUGGAUUAAUUAAUAGUAAAGCAUACGUUGAUCAUGUUAUUGGUUUAUGUUAGAAAUGUGGACAUUUCCAAAUUUGACACAUCAGUGACAAAAUUGAAGUCCGAUGCAGUUCCCUAAUUUGACUUGUACCAUAUGUUCCCGUGUUUUUUAGGUGAAUAAUUGACUUGACUUGCAUGUGUUUGUGACGGGUGCUACCCAUUGGGCAGAAUACGUUCACAUUUUUGCGAACCCCUGGUAUCAUAAAUUCAUAAACUCAUGCUCAUGAAAUAGUCGAUAUUGAACGGUUGACUCGGUUUGGCAGAUAUUUCUGGAGAAUUUGAAGGUCUCUGUGUCACUGUUAUUUACACUGCAUAAAAAGGAAACAUCGGACAUCAUUUUGUCACUGAUGCGUCAAAUAUGGAAAUGUCCACCACAUGUCUACCAUUAAUCUUUUUGAAAACUUUACUGAGGCCUUGACUUUUGUAACCUUGAUCAAACAACUUCUGAGCAAGAGUCGUAUGGCGCGCUCGGAAACCUUGGUAGAAAGAGCAUGCCCGAUCUCAAAAGUAGCGAAAUGUAUACACCAAAGGCUGGAGCUGCUGGAAUAUUGC